Molecule: messenger RNA, 816 nt
Organism: Lodderomyces oxycetoniae
Lineage: Eukaryota; Fungi; Ascomycota; Pichiomycetes; Serinales; Debaryomycetaceae
Gene: URA3
Product: orotidine-5'-phosphate decarboxylase
Exons: 1
Coding region: 1-816 (271 amino acids)
Biological process (GO): 'de novo' UMP biosynthetic process; 'de novo' pyrimidine nucleobase biosynthetic process
Molecular function (GO): orotidine-5'-phosphate decarboxylase activity; orotate phosphoribosyltransferase activity
Source: RefSeq, a predicted model, not a curated record
AUGGUGAACGUCAAGUCAUACACAGAAAGGGCCGAUGCGAGCCUGUCACCUGUGACUCGGCAAUUGUUUAAGCUAAUGGAUGAAAAAAAGUCCAACUUGUGUGCCUCGAUCGACGUUAGAACAACAGAAGAAUUCUUAGACUUGGUUGAUAAACUAGGACCCUUUAUUUGUUUAGUCAAGUCUCACAUUGAUAUCAUAAAUGAUUUCUCAUACGAAAAAACAAUUGUUCCUUUACUUGAGCUUGCUAAGAAGCACAAAUUUAUGAUAUUUGAAGACAGAAAGUUUGCCGAUAUUGGAAACACAGUGAAAGCACAAUAUACUGGCGGUGUAUACAAGAUUGCACAUUGGUCAGAUAUCACUAAUGCUCAUGGUGUUACUGGAGAAGGAGUUGUUAAGGGAUUAAAAGAAGGGGCUAAAGAAGUCACUGAUAAACCGCGAGGUUUGUUAAUGUUGGCUGAGCUUUCAUCAAAGGGCUCUCUUGCUUAUGGAGAGUACUCUGAAAAAACAGUAGAAAUCGCCAAGUCGGACAAGGAGUUUGUAAUGGGUUUCAUAGCUCAGAGAGAUAUGGGAGGUAGAGAGGAAGGGUUCGAUUGGGUUAUAAUGACUCCAGGCGUUGGCUUGGAUGACAAAGGAGAUAGCUUGGGCCAGCAGUACAGAACUGUUGAUGAGGUCAUUUCAACAGGAACAGAUAUCAUCAUUGUGGGGAGGGGGUUGUUUGGAAAAGGAAGAGAUCCACUAGUUGAAGGUGAAAGGUACCGACAAGCUGGAUGGAGUGCGUACCUACAACGAAUUGGUCAGAGUUCCAAAAAUCUAUAA